Molecule: messenger RNA, 903 nt
Organism: Fibroporia radiculosa
Lineage: Eukaryota; Fungi; Basidiomycota; Agaricomycetes; Polyporales; Fibroporiaceae
Exons: 6
Coding region: 1-903 (300 amino acids)
Source: RefSeq, a predicted model, not a curated record
AUGAAGACAAUCGAAGGCCCCCCCUACGCAGAGCCCAUGCAACAGUUCAAGCCAGAAGGCUGGACAAACAAGCAUGACUACAUCAACAAACGGAGGAACGACAACGAUCAGGAAGGACGCAAGGCAUGGAUUGACUACGUGUCAAAAACUUGGAGCCAAGUCAAAAUGAACAUGAAGAUCGACCAAAUCUUGGCUAGCGCAGGAUUCCGGAUUCAUGACAUUCUCAAGAUGAACGACACUCGGGCGCUUCCGGAACUGAGCGAAGCGCAAAUGUACAGGUACAACGAUGCGCUGACAGAGGAACUAUUUGGCAUGGAAGCAUUCCGUGAAGAUGGACGCAUUGAGCAGGGAGUACUCAAAUUUAUCGAACCAAUUAUGACACACAUCUGGGCACAAUACUGCAAAAUGACAAAGCGGCUGGUAGAUAAAAUCCCAGCUCAAACAAAGGUUCUGGAUGCACAAUGGGAAGUAAUAUCCAGGGACAACGCAAAGCCAGACUACCAGCUGGACAUUCUCACAGGAUUGGGACACACUACGGCAGGAGGAGACGCCGCAAAGCUCCCACGGGCACUACGCAUCGUACUGGCGCAGCUAGCAUCGGCAGGCCGUGUGCAAGCACUGACAGACGAGUUGCAAAGACUCGUUGCAGAUUUGCACGUGACAGAAGAAGACAUCAGGCAAAACAAUCUGGGACCAGCAAUCAGCACAAUUGACUGGGAAACAGGCACGGAGGAGCUCGAUGGACUCAACAAAGAUGCAAUCUGGGAGAAGCUCGGACUCAAGGAGAAGCUCCUCCCCUUGUUCAACAAAAUGGAGGACACAACGGGAUUGACAGACGCUUGGACGGAAGAAGGCCGGAAGGCAAUGUCGGAUGCGGAAAGAGCCAGACCAUUGCAGCCGUGA